Molecule: messenger RNA, 4583 nt
Organism: Lontra canadensis (Northern American river otter)
Lineage: Eukaryota; Metazoa; Chordata; Mammalia; Carnivora; Mustelidae
Gene: RBM33
Product: RNA binding motif protein 33
Exons: 18
Coding region: 232-3756 (1174 amino acids)
Molecular function (GO): RNA binding
Source: RefSeq, a predicted model, not a curated record
AUCAUCCCGGCGUGCACCGCGGCGGCGGGCGGGCCGGCGGCCAUGUUGCGAUAGUCUGUUGUUUUCUUCCUGCGGAGCAGCGGGGCCGGAGAGGCGGAGACCGCCGGCCGCCUCCCCCUGUGCCCGGUCCCGGCCCGCCGUCCCCCGUGUCCCGCGCGCGUCUCUGGGCCCCGGCCGGCCGGCGGCCCCCCGGCUGGCUUGGCGGGGCGACCCUGAAGGCCCGCGAACACCAUGGCGGCCGCCCUGGGAGCGGGCGGAGGAGCCGGCGCCGGAGAUGAUGACUUCGACCAGUUUGAUAAGCCUGGCGCAGAGCGAUCUUGGAGAAGAAGAGCCGCUGACGAGGACUGGGACAGCGAACUUGAAGAUGACUUACUUGGAGAAGAUUUGCUGUCUGGCAAAAAGAACCAGUCGGAUUUGUCAGACGAAGAGCUGAACGAUGACCUCCUGCAGAGUGAUAACGAGGACGAGGCAAACUUCAGUUCUCAGGGUGUCACAAUUAGUUUAAACACCACGUCGGGCAUGGUCACGUCGUUCGAACUGUCUGACAACACCAACGACCAGUCUGGAGAGCAGGAGUCCGAGUACGAACAGGGAGAGGACGAACUUGUCUACCACAAAUCGGAUGGCUCCGAACUGUACGCUCACGACUACGCAGAAGAAGGGCAGUACGAAGGCCAGGACGCCGAGUUGCCGGACGACCACAUGCAGUAUGUGGAGGAGCCGGAGGAGGCACAGCUGUACAGCGACGAAGUGCUGGACAUCGAGAUCAAUGAGCCUUUAGAUGAGUUCACCGGAGGUAUGGAAACUUUGGAACUGCAGAAGGACAUAAAAGAAGAAUCCGAUGAAGAAGAUGAUGAUGAUGAAGAAUCUGGACGGUUACGUUUCAAAACUGAAAGGAAAGAAGGAACAAUUAUUAGGCUCUCCGAUGUGACUAGAGAGAGAAGGAACAUUCCAGAAACUUUGGAGCUUUCAGCGGAAGCCAAAGCUGCGUUGCUGGAAUUCGAAGAAAGAGAGCGACAGCACAAGCAGGGGCGCUAUGGUUCGAGGCGGGGCGGAAGGAGAGGAGGCUCUGUGGUGUGUCGUGGAAUGGGAGACCAGAGGAGAGACAACAGCGAGCGGGCGAGAAUAAAAGAUCACAGACCGGCCCUGCUUCCGACGCAGCCUCCUGGCAUGACGCACUCUCCAAGACUAAUCCCUCCUCCGCAGCCUCAGCCGCCGCCGCCGCCACCGCCGCCGCCACCGCCGCCGCAGCCCAUCCGAAGUCUGUUCCAGCAGCAGCAGCUGCAGCCUCUGCUCCCCCUGCAGCACCCGCACCACGCCUCGCCCCCGCAGGGCGUGCACAUGCCGCCCCAGAUAGAGGCCCCGAGGGUGAUGAUGACCCCGCCCCCCGUGACCCCCCAGCAGCCCAAGAAUAUACACAUAAACCCCCACUUCAAAGGGGCGGUGGUGACGCCCGUCCAAGUGCCCUUGCUGCCAGUCCCGAGCCAGCCGAGACCCGCUGUGGGGCCGCAGAGAUUCCCAGGGCCUCCAGAGUUCCCGCAGCACACAGCUGGGCCCGUUCCCAGCAGUUUCAGCCAGCCCCCCCGACUUCCUCUCCAGGACCAGUGGAGGGCCCCGCCCCCGCCGCAGGAGCGAGACCCUUUCUUCUUAGGAGUUUCAGGUGAACCAAGGUUCCCGAGUCACCUGUUUCUGGAACAGCGAAGCCCCCCGCCGCCGCCGCCGCCCCCCACGCUUCUUAGCAGCACUCACCCAGUGCCCACCCCCAGCCCCUUACCGUUCACUCAGCCGGGACCAGCGUUUAGUCAGCAGGGACAGCAGCCCGUGUUCCCCAGAGAGAGGCCCGUCCGGCCGGCCCUCCAGCCGCCAGGUCCCGUGGGGAUCCUCCACUUCAGCCAGCCGGGCUCAGCGGCCACGCGGCCCUUCAUCCCUCCUCGACAGCCCUUCCUGCCCGGCCCGGGACAGCCGUUCCUGCCCGGCCACGCGCAGCCCAGCCUGCAGGGGCCCCUGCACCCUCCACUGCCCCCGCCGCACCAGCCGCAGCCCCAGCCCCCGCAGCAGCCCCCGCUCCAGCCGCAGCACCAGCCGCCGCUGCAGCCGCCCCCACAGCACCAGCCGCCCCCGCAGCCGCCUCACCAGCCCCCGCACCAGCACCAGCACCACCUCUCCGUCCCUCCACCGCCGCUCAUGCCCAUGGCGCAGCCCCAGUUCAGGCCUCACGUCCAGACGGCGCAGCCUCCGCCCAGCAGCGGCCGGAUGCAGUGCCCCCAGCGCCAGGGACUGCGGCAUAAUACAACUUCUCAGAAUGUGUCCAAACGGCCAAUGCAGCAAAUGCAGCCGGCUGCCCCGAGAAACAGUAAUCUGCGGGAGCUGCCCAUCGCGCCGGCGCACGUCAUGGAGAUGAGCAGCAGCCGCUGCUCCUCCACGCCUGCGGCUCCAGGGAAGCCUGUCGCCAGCACGUCACCGCCCACGAGGCCGGGGGGUGGGCCCAGGAGCGCACAGGGCAAGACCGAAGCCAAAGUCAAGCCAGUCAGCCCUGCGGUUCAGCCCAAAGAGGAGGCAAAAGCAGAACCAGAGUUUCCUGACGAAGACGAAGAGACGAGGCUGUACCGCUUGAAGAUAGAGGAGCAGAAGCGCCUGCGGGAAGAGAUCCUCAAGCAGAAGGAGCUGCGUCGGCAGCAGCAGGCGGGCGCGAGGAAGAAGGAGCUGCUCGAGAGGCUGGCCCAGCAGCAGCAGCAGCAGCUCCACCUGCCCCCCCCGGCCGCGGCCGAGCAGGAACAGCCCGCCGCCGCCCCGUCGCCCACCAACGGGAGCCCACUGUUACCCUUCCCAGGUGCACAGGUCAGACAAAAUGUGAAAAACAGACUUCUCGUGAAAAACCAGGAUGUCACGGUUUCAAAUGUUCAGCCCAAAACAUCCAAUUUUGUGCCAUCUGGUGCUAACAUGCAGUAUCAAGGACAACUGAUGAAACCGUUGAAACACUUGAGACAGGCCAGAACCGUACCUCAGAGUCCAGCUCAGCACAAAGUCCUGCAGGUCAAACCUGCGGACGGGGAGGGGCCGCCACCCCCCUCACAGACCGCUCGAGUGGCGUCCCUGCAGGGCCGGCCCCCGGACGCCAAGCCCGGCGCGAAAAGGACUGUCAUGCACCGGGCAAACAGCGGUGGCGGAGAUGGGCCGCACGUCAGCUCCAAGGUCAGGGUGAUUAAGUUGUCAGGCGGGCAGGGAGGAGAGAGCGACGGCUUUUUUCACCCUGAGGGCCAGCCCCAGCGGCUCCCACAGCCCCCAGAAGUGAGACAGCAGCCCGCCCGCAAGGUGACGCUGACCAAGGGGGCCCUUCAGCAGCCCCAGCACCCGCCAGUGGGGUCCCACGUGCACUCGGCCGGCCCUCCGGGCAUCAAGAGCAUCCCGGGAGUUCAUCCGGCCAAGAAGGUCCUCAUGCACGGGAGAGGCCGAGGCGUGGCCGGAGCGAUGGGCCGGGGACGCCUGACACCGAACAAGCAGAACCUCCGGGUGGUGGAGUGUAAGCCCCAGCCCUGUGUCGUGUCCGUCGAAGGGCUCUCCUCGUCCACGACUGACGUCCAGCUGAAGAGCCUGCUGACGUCCGUGGGUCCCAUUCAGAGUUUACAGAUGCUUCCCCAGCAACGGAAAGCCAUAGCUAAGUUCAAGGAACCAGCUCAUGCGUUAGCAUUUCAGCAGAAAUUCCACAGGCACAUGAUAGAUUUGUCCCACAUAAACGUGGCCCUGAUUGUUGAGUGACGUCUGGCGGGAGAUGCUGACCUGACACUGCCCGGGCUGUGGGGUUUCUUCGAGGAAGUGGCAGCGCGGAGUCCCCGCAAGCGUAGGCCUCUCCGUCUGCAGCCUUGCGUGCCUGUUGUCCGGAGCGGCACACAGCCCAGUGUUGAUGCCAGCACAGCUGGACUUGGGGACACAGCGGACUGGGGUUUGCUGUUAGACUGCUUCACGUUCUGUUGUCGGCACAGAGAACUACAGUUUCCGUUUGCUUUUGUUUUCCAAGUGCUCACAGUGCAUGUAGACAUCGUUCUUCGUGGUCGUACCAUGUGAUCGAUCACUUAGCUUCAGGAAGGGACAUUAACGUCACGGAUUCUUAAGUAGUUUUUCACAGCAAAGAAUACUUGAUAAUGGUUGCACUUAUCUUCAGUGCAGGCUAGACAGGUGUUUUCCCGGCCACGCGUAACUUGCGCUGUCUUCUCAGGAAGCCCUCCAAAGGCUCUUGGAGAAACGUAGAUUAAAACGCGGGUGGUUACAACCGACAGUUGCAUAUCCUGGACAGUGGGGUGUGCGGUGGCUGAAAGCGGCACCGACUGUGGCAGGUGCUGCUUCCUGUGACGGCUCCAGAAGCGCCUGGUGUGUUCCCAGUGCCGGAGGGGACUCCCGCCCCUCUGCGCCCUUCCCAGUCAGGCAGUGGCCCUGGCAGGCCCCACUCCACCUCCCUGGGCCUAGAGAAGGUGCCCGUAGCGUGGCCACCUUGCGGCCCUUGUGGAGUCCCCUGUCAGGCGGGCGACAGUGCGUGUGUACCAUGCGAGGUGGAGGGCCGGCCCGGAGCUUGAACACCCGCUGGGGUU